AUUUGAAAAGUGGCCAUGGCCUAUGGGAAAUGGGCGGCGCGGCGAUGCUGCAGUGUUGCUCGUGCUUGCUGUUUUAUUGUCUCUCUCUACUUUCUCUCUCUAUCUCUGUCUCUCCCUAACAAUUAGCGGCUCUCCCAAUUCGGGGGCGAAUCUGUCGCUGUAGACUUCCCGCCAAACCAAUGCAGCUCUCAAAUUAUCCGAACAUCAUCAAACGGAAAUCGUUAAUGCACAUUUGGUUUUCAAUUUCCAUCCCAAAAAAGAAAAAAAAAAAAAAAGGGAGAGAGAAAAUAUUAUUUUGGGUGAUAAGGGAAAGCGUUGCAGAGAGCAACAUUAGGGUUUGUUGCCUCUCAUUUCGUUCAUCCGUUUUUAUUCAUUAUGAUGGCGACCCAUCUUCAUCCUGAUCAUCUUGGAGUAUUUUGAUAAUUCUGAGGAUUAAAAAGAGGGAUAUAUAUAUAUAUAUAUAUAUAUAUAUAUAUAUAUUUUCUUAGAUAUGAUAUGAUCUGAAGAUGGACCCUCAUUCUAAUUUUAAAGGGCUAUGGAUUCUCUUCUCUGUAAUUGUCCUCAUUACCUUGGUCCACUCCAAAACUGAUCCAUCUGAUGCUUCUGCUCUCAAUGUCAUGUAUAGUAGCUUGAAUUCUCCUUCAAAACUAAAUGGAUGGAAAUCAAGUGGAGGUGACCCUUGCAGCGAGUCAUGGAAAGGAAUCAAAUGCUCAGGCUCAUCUGUAACUGAAAUUAAAUUAUCUGGCCUUGGACUCACUGGAUCAAUGGGCUACCAGCUUGCAAACUUGAAAUCUGUAUCCUACUUUGAUUUGAGCAAAAACAAAUUGAAGGGUGAUAUACCAUAUCAACUUCCUCCUAAUGCUUCUCACAUAGAUCUUUCUGGGAAUGGUUUCACUGGUGGUAUGCCUUUUUCAAUAUCUCUGAUGAAAGGCCUUAAGUAUCUAAAUCUUGGCCAUAAUCAGAUCAAUGGACAGAUGAGUGAUGUGUUUGGACAGCUUUCUAAACUCUCGGAGCUGGAUCUCUCCUUCAACUCACUGUCAGGGGAUUUGCCUCAGAGUUUUAAGAACCUUUCAAGUCUCACCUCAUUGCAUUUGCAAAACAACAAAUUUACUGGUUCAAUAAAUGCCCUUGCCAGCCUUCCUCUAGAUGAUUUGAAUGUUGCAAAUAACAAAUUUACAGGCUGGGUUCCUGAUGGGCUAAAGGACAUAAAAAAACUUGAGACUGGAGGAAAUUCUUGGUCAUCUGGGCCAGCUCCCCCUUCUCCCCCUGGUCACAAAAGUAAAUCUCGUGCUAAUAAGCAAUCGGAAGAAGAUGGUGAGAAAAAGUCUGGUCUGAGCACAGCAGCCAUUGUUGGAAUAGUUUUGGCUGUUCUUUUGGCAGUUAUAAUCUUGAUUGCUCUAUUCUCGAGAAAAUCUUCUCCUCCUUCACAUUUCCUUGAUGAAGAGAGGCUUAGCCAGCGCAAGCCAUUUACGUCACUUUCAUUCGACGACUUAUCUGAUGACAAACGUAAUGAAAUGCACCGGAAAUUCAAAGAACUUAAGUCGUUGGAAUCGUCUUCUUCAAUUCAUCAUAAGCUGUCGUUCAAUAAUAAUGACUUUGUUAACCGAAUGAAUAUCAAGAGGAGCGGUUCUGUUCGUGUUACAUGUUAUUCUUUGGCAGAUUUGCUGACUGCCACUGGUAACUUUGCAACGGGUCGCCUUCUUGGUGAAGGAUCCAUUGGACGAGUGUAUAGGGCCAAAGAUGCUGAUGGGAAGGUCUUAGCAGUGAAGAAGAUAGACUCAUCAUUUUUCCAAGGUGGGCAAGGGGCAGAUUUUACAAAUAUUGUUACAAACAUCUCCAAGCUUCACCAUCCGAACAUAUCUCAACUUGUUGGGUAUUGUUCAGAACAAGGACAUAACAUGCUAGUCUAUGAGUAUUUCAGGAAUGGUUCACUUCAUGAAUUUCUACACCUGACGGAUGACUUUAGCAAACCACUUACCUGGAACACCAGAGUAAGAAUUGCUCUAGGCACGGCCCGGGCUGUUGAGUACCUGCACGAAGUUUGUUCUCCAUCCUGCAUUCACAAAAACAUCAAGACUUCCAAUAUAUUGCUCGACACCGAACUCAAUCCUUGUCUCUCUGAAUGUGGCUUGGAGAUCUUUCAUCAGAGCGCAAGCCAAAACCUGGGAAAUGGGUACAAUGCUCCAGAAUGCACAGAACCUUCAGCGUUUACACUGAAGAGCGAUGUUUACAGUUUUGGCGUGGUCAUGUUGGAGUUGUUGACAGGUCGAAUGCCUUUUGACAGUUCAAAGCCAAGAUUAGAACAAUCUCUAGUCCGGUGGGCCACCCCUCAGCUCCAUGACAUUGAUGCAUUGGAAAAAAUGGUGGAUCCUGCAUUGCGUGGACUGUAUGCUUCUAAGUCAGUUUCUCGAUUUGCUGAUGUCAUUGCUCUCUGUGUUCAGCCGGAGCCGGAAUUCCGGCCACCCAUGUCUGAGGUGGUGCAGGCAUUAGUCCGGUUGGUUCAGCGAUCAAGUUUGAGAUUAGAUUCCAGUGCUUCUCGUCGGGCGGAUGAUUAUGACUAAUAAUCAGGUUACUGCUAACUCAGCUUGUGGAAAAUGAGAUUUCCAGGUUUACCUCCUGUCAUGCCAUUAAGUGUCUAAAAAGGAUUACAAUAUUUGGCUUAUAAAGAAAGGCUCUUUCAAUCAACAAUACAAAAGGGGAUUCUGUGGGGACAAACAACAGUAUGUGUCUGAAGCCAACUGGUGGUUCUAUGUGUAAAAGUUUGAUAUCAGUUGCUGUUUUUGGGAUUUUAGGUUGUUCAUGUUGUGCCCAUGACAGAUUUUUGUGAUAAAACUCUGGAUAUUAUCAUUAUACUGAAUUUAAUUUUUAAGGGAUGUUUUUUUAUGAUUAAUUGAAUAUGUUCUUGUCUUUACAUUGGGAAAAAAAAAACCUACACCUAUUUUAUAUCAAGUUAUUUUUGUUUAUAUAGCAA
This is a messenger RNA of Cornus florida, 2971 nucleotides long. RefSeq names its product protein STRUBBELIG-RECEPTOR FAMILY 5-like. The record is from RefSeq and is a predicted model, not a curated record. Bases 507 to 2561 code for a protein of 684 amino acids. Gene Ontology annotation, molecular function: ATP binding; receptor serine/threonine kinase binding; protein kinase activity. The transcript has 16 exons. Lineage: Eukaryota; Viridiplantae; Streptophyta; Magnoliopsida; Cornales; Cornaceae. Gene Ontology annotation, biological process: protein phosphorylation.